CGACCAUACAAAAGCAUGUCGACAACACGGAGAAGUAAAAAGGACAUAGACCGAUUCAUCAGUCAAUUCCCAGAAGAUCAGAUCAGUGCGAGGGGUUAUCAAGUUGCUGUUCUUUACGCAGAGAUUGGUGAAUAUGACCUUGCCAAAAAGUACUUAACAUUCUACAUGAGUGUGAGAGAUGACCUGCCCCAGGCACACAAACUAAUGGCACAGAUAUGUGAGGGUCUACAGGAGAAGGAACAGGCUAUAGCUUGCUAUAAAAGGUGCUUGGAGUUGGACAACUCACAGAAGGGAACCAUUUUAAAAAUUUGUGAAGUGCUGAGUUCUAUGCCCUCUGAUGAUGCUCAGAGAAUCAAGUAUUGGGCAGAGAAGGCAGAGAAAGUAUUCCCAAACAAUCCAGUCGUCUUCAAGUUGAAAGAAAAGAUUUUGUCAAGUAGUUCUGGGACAGAUCUUGACAAGCUUGAAGAACUCUACUCAAAACAGCUGGAAAAGAAUUACACAGAUGCAAGCUUGCACAUCAAGUUAAUGGAGUUGUACCUGACAAGUGACCGUGUCCAGGCAGCAGUGAACCAUGGAAUCGAGGUUGAGCGUACUCUAGCAUUUGUCCAAAAUGCAGCCUGGUACAAGUGUUUAAUCAAGGCAUUCAGUGUUCACCACCAGAGGGAGCAGGGUAGUGAUGACAUCUACAUCCAUCAUCUAUUUGCCCUCCAAAACUUAGUAUUCCAGAUGAUGUCUGACCAUGAUGUUGUGACCUGUGCCACAGCUCUACACCAGUUUGAUCAGUGCUUAUUUGAACUAGCUAGAGCGUCCUCCCAGAGACCUAAAUGGCGUGCUGUAGUCACAGAGAUGGAGGGACAAAUCUACUUCCUGUCUGCACUAGUUCUAUUUAAACGGGCUCAGAAGGGCCAGGUUCUUUGGAAAGAUGCCAGCUUCUUUGCAACUGUUUGCCUGUUGCUGAGCAGUCAGUAUCCAGCCAUUGAUGUGAAAGCUGCCUGGUAUCUACAGCUAAAACAGCACAAUCGCAAGUUCUUCGACAGAUUACACAAGAUCGGAGCCUACAGACACAGCCAAGGGGGUUACCUGGUACUUGCCAUGACAAAGUCUGACAGUGUUGCUCGUCUGCAGCAUAUUAAACAGCAGCUGAAGACACCUCGAGCACGUGAGGUUUUCUAUGAUACACUCUUCACACUACGGGAGAUGAGAGAUCGUAAGGACAAAUCAUACAUACUGAACUCUGACACCUUCCACAAAGUACCAGUAGUAGUACCCUCCAGAGCUGUGGUGACACAGUAUGACAAAGAUGUGUUAUUGCUGUAUGGUGAUAAUUUGCAUGUCCUAGUGUGGCAGGCACUUCAGAGUUACAACACACGGGACACCACACAGCCAUAUUAUGGGAUGGAUCUGUAUGCCAAGCUGCCAUAUACCAGUACAACCUUGAACAGUGGCUCGCCAGAGUCUCUAUCACAGGUGGAUGUACAGGCAUUUUUCUGUGCUACGGUACGAUGUGCUGCUGUGGCCUAUGAGGAUCAGAACAAGAGCUUCCGUCCUGACAGCUACCGACCUCAAUUCCUCCCAGCAUGCCUCAGUCAGUCACUGUGCAGUAAGGUGCAGGGUGAUUGGUGGGAGGCUAUGUAUAAGUUCAGUGUGGGAACACCACGUGACAAUUAUGCAAAACUAAGACUAACAAUUCAACAGGGCUUGGAGACAAUUCGUCUGGUGGGUGCACACGGCAUGGGGCUGACGCUGGUAACCCAUCUUGCUCAAACAUUUGAUAAAUGGGCUCAGACACUGAAGAAAGAUGGGGUCUGCGAUCCUACUAAACCUCAAGCCAUGGAAGGCCGUGCUGUGUUCUAUUGGAAGGAAGCCAUGCAGAUGCUCAAACGCUUGGAAAAAAAUUUGCCUUAUCGCUACCCGAAGGAGCGCAUGUUUGUCGAUGGCAACCAGGUCAACCUUGAUGCUGACAAGAUCUCUGAUCUAAAGGAGCAAGCAACAUUUUCAUUGGCAGUGCUUGACAUGCGUGAAGGACGUCUUGAAGAGGCCAAAGAAAAGUUUGAAACCUCUAAGAAACCUAUAGCUACCUAUUACUUGGCUCAGAUAUUUAGAACCUUGGCUAACAAGGUGUCAAUGGACACCCUAGGAGGCAGUGAUCAGAAAAAAGCUCUGUUGGAACGUGCUUUGGACAUGUUGUACCUUGCUCUAGACCGUAUACAGGGGGAUACAGAGCAUGAGCUGCACAAGGAAAUUCCUAAUACUCUGGAUGAAGUAGUUAGUCUGCUUGAGCGAAUGCAGAUGCCCAGUGGUACCUCACUGAUAGACAGUAUAUCUGUCAACAACAAUGCUGACAACAGCUCAAAUGACGACACACCCAGUUUCAGCACUCCAAAGAGUUUCCACACAACCCCUGGGGCAGGACAAAAUGGCACACCCAUCAACAGAAAUGCUAAUGUCAGUGGCUCCUGGGGUGGGGGCUCCAUAGAACCAUUGUCUCUCUUCCCUAAGGAGUCACCCAGUUUUGUGGCCAGCAACAUCAUUGAGCAGAGCACCCCUGCUCCACUGCAUAGAGAGACAAAUCAACAUGUACGGCCAAGCCCUGAGCGUCUUGAUGCCAGAAUUUGGGCACUGGAGAAAAAAAUGGCUACCCUAAUUGAGCUUCAAGAGCAGUCUAAAAAGCACUGGGAGAGAACGGUACAGGAUGCCAUCAAGAAUAUGCAGGAAGAAAUGAGGGCGGAAAUGGCCCAAAAUAAUGACAUACUUAAGGAGAUGAAGGAGUUCCUAGUAUCAUUCCGUGGCUCUGCAGCAGGGAGAUUUAUAGGACCUACCCCCUUCAGACCCCCACAGUACUACCCCCCUCAACAGCAGUCAUGGAUUCCUCCUGGUAACUAUGGCUACCAAAUGUCCCCAGUUCCUGGAGCUCCACUUGCUCCCUAUCCUGGGGCAAUGGGUCCAUAUCCACCUGCCAACCGUCUGACUCCCCAGCCACCUGUGGGACCAACAGUGAACCAAAUGUCACACCAGAAUGAUAUUGUUGAGGAUGAUAUCUACCACAUUGAUGGAGAGUAUUAUGAGGAUGAUGGCUCACAGCCCCCUCCCCACAACAUGUACAGUGAACCACAGCUUAGUCAGGAGUGGCCCUUUGGUCAUCGUGCAGGGUUAGAGGGGAAAUCAACCAUCACCUACACUCCCUCUGGUCAACAGAAUCAGGCUAUGCCGCAGCCUGGAAUGUUUGCAAAUGCUUUGCGUGGACCGUCUCUACAGUACACCAUCAAACAGCCUAGUAUGGCACAAAUGCCAGGACAACGCCUCCCCUCAUCCCAACCUCCUUCACACCCAAUGCCAGGACCAGGAUUCUUCUCAUUUCCCCAGUCGUCUACGGCCGUGUUUAAGUCCCAGGAUCCCACAUAUCCAAUGGCCAGUCGUUCAGGGAUGGUGAUACCUCAAACAUCACAACCCUCAGCUCUCAUGGCCGUCCUCACCAGAUCACCAACAAGUGAGAUCACAACAACGACUGUCUCUAUACCAGGCAAUGUGUUGACAACCUCUUGUAUGCAGGCACAAUCAAACAUGGGUCAAGCUGACAAGGACAACUUGUUUGAAGGAAAGCCAGUGUCCAUAUGUCAACCUCAGUCGAUGGUUUCCCUAGGUCAGACCACUUCUCCUGGAAACGUGCCCCUGUUCACUAGUCUCAUGGCUGCCUCCAAAUCACCGGACACAUCUGACAUCCAUCAGUCACCAUUACGUAGUGCUGAGGUUCCCACAGGAACCAGUUCUGGCUCCAAGACAGAUUCCCCAAAUCUAACGCCAUUCACAGACUUUGCCAGUCUAGCAAAGUCAUCCCCACAGUCAGGAAUGUUUCGUCCAGCCAGUACUGCAGUGCAGAAGUCUCCUAUGACUAGUCCCUUAAAGUCACCUGGCAAACAGGAUGAUGAUGUGGUUGAAGAAUACGAACCGAAAGUGGACUUCAAACCCAUCAUUGAUCUCCCUGAUUUGGUUGAGGUAAAAACUGGAGAAGAAGAGGAGGAAAAGAUAUUUGGAGAACGUUCUAAACUUUACCGAUAUGACACAGAAACUAACCAAUGGAAAGAGAGAGGCAUUGGAGAAAUCAAGUUACUGAGACAUCGUAAUACGAAACAGGUUCGGGUGUUAAUGAGGAGAGAACAGGUGCUGAAGUUAUGUGCCAACCACAAGCUCACAACAGCCAUGAAGCUAGUUCCCAUGGCCAGCUCUGACCGAGCAUGGUGCUGGACAGCCAUGGAUUAUGCUGAAGGUGAACUGAAGACAGAGCGUCUCGCAGUCAGGUUCAAAACCCCAGAUCAAGCUAACUUGUUCAAACAGGUAUUUGAGGAUUGUCAAGCAGACAUUCAAAAACAAGAGCAGGAUCCUUCAUCUUUACCAGAUCCUACUGAGAAAAAGGAAAAACCAGACAAAGAUAAGACAUCACUCUCAGAGAUGAUCAAACCCUCCACUGGCAAGGUGAUUCCAAAUGUGGCAUCAAAAGGACAGACACUUAAGGAACUGUUUCAACAAGAGGAAAGUAGCAAGAAUUGUGAUGGCAAAUUUGGAGUAUCACCAGUUGGUGGCUUCAAGUUUGGAAUGACCCCAUCAGAAUCAAGUGCAGAAACAAAAACAACAUCAGUAUUGAAGUCGGCAGUUGGCAGUGAAACUAGGCAGCAGUCAUUAAGUGAGAUGUUCAAACCUACUGCUGGGAGCUGGGAAUGUAAUGGAUGUUAUGUCUCCAACGAUGCUAAUGUACAGAAAUGUUUGGCUUGUAAUGCGCUAAAGCCUGGAGUAAAACCAGAAGAUAUCAAAUCAGCAGCCCCAACUUCUGUAGGGCAAUCUGGUUUUAAAUUUGGUGGACCUGCCACUGGUGGUUUUAAGUUCGGAAUGCCACCAGCCACGUCUGCCAACAAUGCCAAAUCUGCUCCAUCCACGGCAGCUUCAGAACCAACAUCAGCUGGGUUCACGUUUGGAUCGACACCUGUUUUCAGCUUCAAAAAGACAGAGACUGGCACUUCAACUAGCAGCACUUCCACCACAUCUGGUGUUACAGCAGGUGGAUUUAAGUUCAACAUGAGCUCGCUAGUGUCCAGUUCAUCACAGUCCACAAGUACCGCCACUACAUCCACUGCCACACCUUCAUCUACUGCAAAUAAAACUGCCCCUGGAAUUGGUUCAGGCAUAGCACCAGCACAAUCCAUGCCAAAACCUACUACAUUUGGUGCUCCUGAGGGAGGUUUCAGUUUCAACCUUGGUAAAACUGGUACAGAUACCCCUCCUCAGACCACAGCUGAAUCAACAGCUCCAGCCUCUUUCAAAUUUACAACAGAACCUGACACCAAGCCAGCUGGAUUCUCCUUCAAAACCACAACAGAACCAAAGACACCAGAAUCCAAACAGUCAACCAUAUCAUCUGGAUUCCAAUUUACAUUCACUCCUUCAGGAACCCAGGGAAAAUCCCCUGGAGUCACUUCUCCCAAAUCUCCAGAUGGCAAUGAUUAUUAUCAAAAUAAGGAAGGAGAAGACGAUCACAUACACUUUGAACCUGUCGUGUCGCUUCCAGAGGCAGUCACUAUAGUAACAGGAGAGGAGAAUGAUGAGGUAUUAUAUGAGCAUCGAGCCAAACUGUAUCGCUUUGAUAAGCAGGAAUGGAAAGAACGAGGCCUAGGCAAUGUUAAGAUUCUGUAUAACAGUGAUACAGGGAAGUGUCGUCUUCUGAUGCGGCGGGAGCAGAUCCUCAAGGUUUGCUGUCAUCACUAUAUCACUCCAGACCUCAUGCUCAAACCAAUGCCUAAGACAGAUGGCAAGGCCCUCAUCUGGUUUGCCAUGGACUUCUCUGAAGAAACACCAAAUAUGGAGCAAUUCUCCAUUCGGUUCAAGUCUGCUGAAGUUGCCAGCAAGUUUGUUGAUGCAUUUGACAAAGCGCGGGAAAAGGCUGGGAAGGAAGAACUCAAGUCUGAGGAUUCCCCAGCUGCAAGUGUGGUUAAGUCUCCAGAGACUAAAAGUUCAUUAGCCUUAGGUAAAUCUGAGGAUGUAGAGUUUGUCCGUGAGGAAAAGGCCACAGAGGAACAAAUUGCCAAGGCCAGGAAGUAUAUGUUACCUGAUCAUUUCUACCUGUAUUUGACACGAAAACCAUGUCCUGGGUGUAGAGGAUGCACAGACAGUAUGCCAGGUGACCCAGUUAGUAAACCCACAGAUAACACCACCACAAGUGUGUCAUUGAAGGGGUUGUCUGGAAAGUCUGAAACCUCCACACCAAACAGUGUGUUUGGAGGCGGGGAAAGUAUAGGUUCUGGAUUGUUUGGUAGCCUUGAGACUGGUAAAGUGUUUGGUGCUGCUUCCACUCCAGCAAGUUCUUCGCCUGGACUUGUGUUUGGUUCAAAACCUAAUUCUCAGUCUACUGCUGGAAUAUUUAGUACCCCUACCACAGGAGGACUGUUUGGUUCUCUUCCGGCUACAACUGUCUCUUCAACUGGAGGACUGUUUGGCUCAAUGCCAGCAACUUCUACCCCUUCCACAGGGCUGUUUAGCUUCACAACAGCCACAUCAACUCCUUCCAGUAAGGGAUUGUUUGACCCUGCACCACCAACUACAAAACUUGUUAGCCAGCCUGCAACAUCAGAAACAGGCAGUACCCCAAAGAACAGUGGUGAUCACAAUGUCAGCCCAGGAGGAACAGUCUUCGGGGGCCAGAGCACAAGCUCAGCAGGACAGUUCUCUUUUUCACAGCUGGCGUCACAAGCUGGUUCCGAGAAUGCAUUCAAGAAAGAUGAUGGCAAGCCAUUUAGCUGGUCAGGGGCAGGCAAACAGCUGUUUGGCACUAAGGGCCAAGAUGGAGGGGAGCAACAUGGAGAAGAAGACAAUGAAGUUGUCGAAAGUCAUGAUCCACAAUUUGAGCCAAUUGUUCCCCUUCCUGAUCUUGUAGAAAUUAAAACAGGUGAAGAGGACUUUGAUGCUUUGUUCUGUAUGCGUGCUAAACUUUACCGGUUUGACAAAGAUGUUAAUCAAUGGAAGGAGAAAGGCAUUGGUGAAAUGAAGAUCCUACAACAACAUGACACAGGAAAGAUCCGUUUGUUACUACGUAGAGAACAGAUAUACAAACUGGCCUGUAACCACUGGUUGACCCCUGACCUCACGUUUAAACCUAUGGCCACGUCAGAGCUAGCAUGGUGUUGGACUUCACUGGAUUACAGUGAAAAUGAAGCACGUAUGGAACAGCUGGCUGUGAAGUUCAAGAAUAUAGAUAUAGCCUCCCAAUUUAAAGAAAUGAUUGAUAAAUGCCAAGCAAAGUUGAGAGAGAUGCCAAAACCAGCCAAUGAGGAUAAGAUGCCAAUUCAGGUCUCGGAAGUGACAUCUGUUGAGGCCAGUGAUGCUGGCAUUUCACAGCCCAAUGAAGAGGAGGAUGACAAUGAAGAAGUUGAGGAGGAAGAGGAUGAUGAUGAUGAUGACGAUGAUGAUGAUGAUGAUGAGAUGAUUUUGUUUGAAAAAAGGGCAACAAUGUAUACAAAGGAGAAUGGGAAGUGGAAGAUACUUGGAAUGGGUCAACUUAAGGUGGUUUAUGAUGAAGAUGUGAAUGGAAACAGAAUCGCCAUGGAAACAGACAACAAAACGACUGUGUGCAAUCAUUUGUUAACAAAAGAGUCUGCAUUAAGACUCAACAAGAAGCAGAGGAACUGUGAGUGGUCACCAAUUGAUUUCUCUACAGACGAUCCUGUCAGACGAGAAUUCCGUGCUCAGUUCAGCUCCGAAACUGUCCUUGAGGAAUUUGAACAAUUUUUUCAGCAGGGCCGGCAACUCGCAGUAGACUCAGACCUCUCAGAGAGGGAUAUGAUGGUGACUUAUCCCCGUGAAAUUGUGUUCCCAGAAGUUCAUGCGCAUAGUGCUGGUACAGAUGACUGAAAUGUGACAAUGAACUCUACACCAUACUUUGGAACAUUGAUGACCUACUAAGGACCACAAAAUCAAAUAUUCCUCCAGACAUUGUUUUGUGACAUUUGUAUGUGUAACACAGUUGAACAGUGUACUAAUAUCCAUGGAUGUAGGAUGUACCUGUAACACAGUUGUACAGUGUACUAAAAUCUAUGUAUGUAGGAUGUAUCUGUAACACAUUUGUACAGUGUACUAAUAUCCAUGGAUGUAGGGUGUACCUGUAACACAGUUGUACAGUGUACUAAAAUCUAUGGAUGUAAGAUGUAUCUGUAACACAGUUGUAAAGUGUACAAAUAUCCAUGGAUGUAGGGUGUAUCUGUAACACAGUUGUACAGUGUACUAAAAUCUAUGGAUGUAGGAUGUACCUGUAACACAGUUGUACAGUGUACUAAGAUCUAUGGAUGUAUCUGUAACACGGUUGUACAGUGUACUAAAAUCUAUGGAUGUAAGAUGUAUCUGUAACACAGUUGUAAAGUGUACAAAUAUCCAUGGAUGUAGGGUGUAUCUGUAACACAGUUGUACAGUGUACUAAAAUCUAUGGAUGUAGGAUGUACCUGUAACACAGUUGUACAGUGUACUAAGAUCUAUGGAUGUAUCUGUAACACGGUUGUACAGUGUACUA
Messenger RNA from Ylistrum balloti, 8545 nucleotides. RefSeq names its product E3 SUMO-protein ligase RanBP2-like. Gene Ontology annotation, biological process: intracellular transport. The coding region runs from base 16 to 7893 and encodes 2625 amino acids. NCBI's taxonomy places the organism in Eukaryota, Metazoa, Mollusca, Bivalvia, Pectinida, Pectinidae. Gene Ontology annotation, molecular function: protein binding; GTPase activator activity. Gene Ontology annotation, cellular component: cytoplasm; nuclear pore. The record is from RefSeq and is a predicted model, not a curated record. The transcript has 35 exons.